Messenger RNA from Ostertagia ostertagi, 1098 nucleotides. The record is from the annotation of a GenBank genome assembly. Lineage: Eukaryota; Metazoa; Nematoda; Chromadorea; Rhabditida; Trichostrongylidae.
AUGCAGCAGGCCGAGAUAGCUUCAAGAUCGUGGACAUGUUUAGAGUUAGCUAAAGAAGGCGAGCGCUUCUGUCGCGAAGGAAAGUUCCGUGAUGCUAUUCCUUUGUUUUUGGAUGCACUCACGCAUGGUACUAAUGACCUUUCAACUCUAUCUGCAAUCUACUGCCAGCUAGGGAAUGCGUAUUACUCCACGAAUGAUAUGCAGAAGGCCUUUUCUUACCAUUGUUAUGAUAUGAUGAUAGCGAAAUUGAUGAACGAUGAAGUAGGUGAAGCAAAAGCUUGUGGAAAUAUAGGCAACGUUUUGAAAAUGCAAAACUCUUUUCUUGAUGCCAUCGUAUUCACGGAACGGCAGUUAGAGCUUGCAGAACAACUAGAAGAUCAGAAGUGCAUGGCACGCGCUCUUUACAACCUCGGCACCAUUCAUCACGCUAGAGCGAGGAUAACUGCACAGAACACUAGUGUGAAUGGGAAUGAGAAUGCCAGCACCUUCACGCACAAAGACGCUAACGCCAAUGCAGAAGUCUCUCACAGUACCGGUUCUUCCUAUUCUUAUCGAGAAGAUUUGAACAUAGCCUUUCAGUAUUACUGUCGAAGCGCGGGUAUCUCGAGGAAGCUGGAGGAUCAUCUGAGCACUGGCCGGAUUUAUGGCAGCAUCGGAAAUGUGUUACAUUUACUUGGAGAUUACAAGGGAGCUAUAGAUUCACAUACUAAGCGUUUGUCAGUUGCAUCUCAGUUUGGGGACCACAAUGCUAAACAUCGAGCUUACAUAAACCUUGGCAAUGCUCACGUUUUACUAUCGGAAAUUGAUCAGGCCAUUGUGUAUUAUCAGUCUGCACUGAAUCUGGCUGUGGAGAAGAAUAAUAAAGGGCGAGAAGCACAAUGUUGUUUCUAUUUGGCAACUGCAUCGUCGCUGAAACCGGAUUAUCCAACAGCUGCCGGGUAUUAUCUUCGACAUCUUUCUCUAGCACGUACCCUGAAGGAUUACGCUGGUUUGGCAAGGGCAUACACGUCAUUGGCAGCGGUUUACACAAAUAUGGAAGACUAUUCAAAAGCGGCCUACUUUCUUGCGUGCCAUCGUGCACUUGGCAAAGAGGUAUGA